Harpegnathos saltator (Jerdon's jumping ant) is the source of this 2188-nucleotide messenger RNA. RefSeq names its product Protein-serine O-palmitoleoyltransferase por (gene por). NCBI's taxonomy places the organism in Eukaryota, Metazoa, Arthropoda, Insecta, Hymenoptera, Formicidae. The transcript has 7 exons. Gene Ontology annotation, molecular function: Wnt-protein binding; palmitoleoyltransferase activity. The record is from RefSeq and is a predicted model, not a curated record. Gene Ontology annotation, biological process: protein palmitoylation; lipid modification; Wnt protein secretion. The coding region runs from base 268 to 1653 and encodes 461 amino acids. Gene Ontology annotation, cellular component: membrane; endoplasmic reticulum.
AAUAAACAACAUCGCGAAAUUUUUGAAUAUUUUGAAGCGUUUCAUAACAGAAAAACUUUGAAAGUUAAAAAAAUACUAUUUUUGCAAUAUUAAAUGGUCAUUUGAUUGUAUGGAACAUACACGAGAUAUUUUUAAAAACGCGAAAAUGUGCUUGUCUACAUUUUAGCGUUGUUACGCUUAAAUGAUUCGGUUGAUCGGUAGAACACAGAGCAUCAAUUUUGCAAAGUGCUAUGCUAAUCGGUUGUUGGACCUCUUAUCCUGGUUGUGAUGGAAGAUGUAGGUGCUACAGUCUUUUACGAUGACGAGGAUGAUUGCUUGGAUUAUGAUUGUAUGCACAAUGUUGAAUACGACUACGAUUAUGUGGAUACGGAAAAGGAAAAUCUCUCUGAACUAUAUCAAUAUUGUCUCAGUCCUACUCUGUAUGACACAGGACGUUAUAUGUUACCUUUGUUGGGUAGCACAAUAUUAUUUAGACUGUUUGUUCAUAUUCCGUACAAAUCUCAUAGGAUAUUUCACACAUUAUCAGUAAUCAUAGGCUUGUAUAUUAUUCAGCAUUAUAUGCAAGAAUGCUUAAUUGUAUUGAUCAUAUUUGUUCUAUUUUCUUAUGGUAUUUUACACAUCCCGAAAAAAUGGCAUGGUGGUGCAGGAAUCUUCUUACCAUCCCUUUUAGUAAUUGCAUAUUGUGAAUUUUCAAUGCAGUCAAUAAUAUGGCAUAAGGUACGUAGUGUAAUUAUGACAAUGGCAAUGAAAGUAAUUAGUAUUGCCAUAGAUUCAAGUAAUUCAACCAACUUGCCAGAUAUUUAUAGUUACACGAGUUACAUGUUCUGUGGUGUAACUUGCCUAUUUGGACCAUGGAUAUCAUUCAAAGAUUAUAUUUCAUUAUAUACUUCUAACAGUCAGACAAAAUGGUGGAUAAUCUAUGGUAUAGGAUAUGUCUUCCUUGCAUUUGUCUUCCUGAGCAUUUCAAACUGUUGGACACAGUGGAUAUUCGUAAAUAACUCCUGGAAAUGGUUGAUAGCAUACAGAGAUGCAUUGUCUUUUAGAUCAUCCCAUUAUUUCGUUUCGUACGUAGCUUCAGCAUUGUUGAUUCUUGCCGGAUUUCCUCUUUCAUUGUCAACGACAGUUAGACCAUUGUACAUCGAAUUGCCACGUUCUCUUGUCCAAGUUGUCAUUCAUUGGAACAUUCCAAUGCAUUACUGGUUGAAGACAUAUAUCUUCCGUCCCAGCAUUAAACGAUUGGGAAAAUUCGGAGCAGUGACCGUCACAUAUUUGAUAAGCGCUCUUCUACAUGGAUUAAACUUUCAACUAGCAGCAGUGUUACUUAGUCUAGGUUUCUACACAUAUGUGGAGUUUCAACUCAGGGCCAUGCUAGCAGACACUUUCGAUGCCUGUGUCGCGUCCAAACAAUGCACUUCGCAUAAAUGCACGCACAAGUAUACCUCUUAUAAUUCUCUGUGUGUAUUUAUCACAAACAUGGCAUUCUCGACUUUGUCAAUGUUUCAUUUAGCUUAUUUGGGUCUCAUGUUUGAUACAUCUGAUCUACAAGAAACAGGGUAUAGUUACAGUCAUACUAUUGAUAAAUGGGCUCAGCUCGGUUUUGCUAGUCACUGGGUAGCGUUGACUACAUAUUGCAUAUAUUUUCUUAUCAAAUAGACAUUUAUUUUGUACAUAAACUGUUUUACCAAUUUAUAUUAGGGAUUUUAUGUACUUAAUUAUUUUUUAUAGAAAAUAAAACAAUAAGUAAAACAGAUAUAUGUCAUUUUAUAGGCACAUGUCUCUAUUUUUGAAGGGUUACAGAUAAAGAUAAUUUUUACCUUACUCCAAAAAUGUAAGUAAAAUACGUAUUCUUUAUUGAGUGUAUAACGCAAUAUAAAGUUCACCGGGUGUUUAUAUAUAUAAAAGCACAUUUAUAAUAAUUUGUAAUUAUAAAAAAAGUUUAUAAAGUGUAAGUAUACAAUGUUAAAUAAUACUCUCAAUAUUCUAUAUUCUAAUCUAAUAUUACAUUAAACGUCGUAUUUUCAUAACGAAUAGAAACAUUUUUGCUAAGACAUUUUUUCCUUUUAAUAGUGUUAUACUUGUAAUGUUACAUUUGUAAUAUCACUGUGUGAAACCAUAGCCAUUAUAUAAGUCAACAAUUGUGAUGCAAUUGUACAUGCAAAAUUGUCUUUUUUACAAAAAUAUAGAAAGG